CAAGCGCUGCCGCUGAUUCGACGCCGAUGGCCACCUUUUGUCGCGAGCCGCCGCUAAUGCUAUGCCUUGCCUAUGACCGCACUGCGGGGGAAUCCGUAUCUCCAUUUCUCGUUCUAGAAGCUAUACGGAAAAGCAAGCCAACACAUAAGGCAGCACUUCCGUUAGUUGCAUAGUUUCUUCGUGGAAGCUCAUCAACCUUCUUUGUCCGGAGCUGAAGUCUGUCUGACGCCACCGUCUUCUUCUUUGAUUUAUCAAAGGUCAAACUUUUCCACCUGUUCCUCAAUUCCCAGAAAAGGUUUUGAGCUGAAGGUUUAUCCGCUGUUUCGAGCUCUGGUGGGAGCGAGAUCGUCUCGGUCGAAAUGUUUACGCGGGUGUUCAGGAAGAGUAAUAAGCCGGAGCCGAGUGCUGUCAUGACGAUUGACAGAUUGAACGAGACGCUCGAAAUGCUAGAGAAGAAAGAAAACUUCCUUGUGAAAAAAGCAUCUGCAGAGAUGGAAAAGGCCAAGGAAUUUACCAAAGCAAAGAAGAAAAAUGUUGCCUUGCAAUGUUUAAAGAAGAAAAAGAUGUAUGAGAAGCAAAUUGAACAGCUUGGAACUUUCCAACUUCGCAUUCAUGACCAGAUGAUAAUGCUAGAAGGUGCCAAAGCUACAACGGAGACUGUGGAUGCCCUGAGGACUGGUGCAACUACUAUGAAGGCCAUGCAGAAGGCAACGAACAUUGAUGACCUGGACCGAACAAUGGAUGAGGUCAAUGAACAGACAGAAAAUAUGAAACAGAUUCAGGAUGCUCUGUCGGCUCCUAUUGGUGCAGCAGCUGAUUUUGAUGAAGAUGAACUGGAAGCAGAGCUUGAAGAACUCGAAGAGGCUGAUUUGGAGGAGAAGCUUCUCGAACCCACAACAGCUGCACCUGCAGCUCCAGCCCGUGUUCCUGCAGGGAAGCAGAUGGCUCGUCCAGCUGAAGAAAAGAACGCGCCCGAGGAAGACGAGCUUGCUGCUUUGCAAGCAGAAAUGGCACUUUAAACUGUUGCUGAUGCCGAGAUUAGAGUAUUCAUGUAAAUAGCUCGCUGCGCAUUACCAUAAUAUUAGCGGCUUCCUUAUCCGCUUUAGGAAGGUUAACAUAGAUGCUCUAGAUAAGUUUUAUUGGACCGAUAUAAUCAUAACCUAUAACCUCUGCUAUUAGCCAUACAUCGACUUCUAUAUGAAUACUGCAGCGAUCAAGGAUCAUAUUGAUCGAUCUAAACAUCUGUGCUAUUGGCCAUACAUCAACUGUCAUGCGUACACGGUCUGAAGCAGAAUCUCCUGCAGUAUUGACCCUCUUCUUUCACAGGACCUUUUGUAGGUUUGUAUCUAAACCAGUGUAAUAAUCCCUUUGUCACCCUGAAGAUCUUUCCUUGUUACUUCGUAAUAAAAGUAUUAAUCAACGUAGUUUGUGAUUUUUGCCCUCGAUCCAA
Messenger RNA from Punica granatum (pomegranate), 1450 nucleotides. The record is from RefSeq and is a predicted model, not a curated record. NCBI's taxonomy places the organism in Eukaryota, Viridiplantae, Streptophyta, Magnoliopsida, Myrtales, Lythraceae.